ACUAAUAGGAGGGCACAACCGACGGAAGUGAUAGGGUCUCUCGGGGAGAAUCUGCAGCGCCUGUCCUCCCAUUGCCUUGGCGUUUUGGCUGUUUGGCAUAGUCUGGUCGCCCGCAAUCGCCAAGGCCGCAGCUGCGAACGCAGGGCCAGCUCCGCGUCCUCUGGGGCCCUGUACUUAAGUCACUGAUGUGGCCCUGAUGGUGCGGCAGGCUCUGGACUGCUAAAGCUCUGCAGCGGUAGAGUUUAAGAAGAUCUUGUUCAAGUGUAUGGCAUAGAAGAUGAAUUCCUCCUCCUCCACCAUGAGUGAAGAACCUGAUGCUCUAUCCGUAGUUAACCAGCUACGGGAUCUAGCAGCAGACCCGUUAAACAGAAGAGCCAUUGUCCAAGAUCAAGGAUGUCUACCUGGCCUUAUUUUAUUUAUGGACCAUCCUAACCCCUCUGUUGUUCACUCGGCUUUGCUUGCCCUUCGAUACUUGGCAGAAUGCCGUGUUAACAGAGAAAAAAUGAAAGGAGAACUGGGUAUGAUGUUAAGCUUGCAAAAUGUUAUACAAAAGACUACGACUCCAGGAGAAACAAAACUGCUGGCCUCGGAAAUCUAUGACAUUCUUCAAUCCUGUAAUAUGGCAGAUGGUGAUAGUUUCAAUGAAAUGAAUUCACGUCGAAGGAAAGCUCAGUUUUUUCUAGGAACUUCAAACAAACGUGCCAAAACAGUGGUUUUGCAUAUAGAUGGUCUUGAUGAUACAUCUCGAAGAAAUCUAUGUGAAGAGGCCUUGUUAAAAAUUAAAGGAGUUAUUAGCUUUACUUUUCAAAUGGCUGUUCAAAGAUGUGUGGUGCGCAUUCGUUCAGAUUUGAAAGCAGAGGCUUUGGCGUCAGCAAUAGCAUCAACUAAGGUUAUGAAAGCUCAGCAAGUUGUGAAAAGUGAAAGUGGAGAAGAGAUGUUGGUCCCAUUCCAAGAUACUCCUGUGGAAGUAGAACAGAACACAGACCUACCAGACUACCUGCCUGAGGAUGAGAGUCCCACGAAAGAGCAAGAUAAAGCCGUGUCCCGGGUUGGCUCGCACCCAGAAGGUGGAGCCAGCUGGUUGAGCACAGCUGCAAAUUUUUUAUCCAGAUCGUUUUACUGGUGACUUAAAUUUAAAGCUCAAGGACUGUGUGAACCAACAAGGGGCCAGUGUUCCAUUGUUGUGGUGAACUGUCAAGUGCAAUUUGCAAUAAAUUAUCAUGAAAAGUUUUUAGAUUAUAUAAUCGCGUAUGCUGCAUUUUACAUUUUAUUGGACAUCUUACUCCACUAAGUGGUUAAGAAAGGCAGAGGCUACAGGUGGAAUUGCUUUGCCUAUGAAGGUAUUUUUGGUUUUGCUUCAUUGCCUCACUGCUUUCUUUUUUACACGGGUCCGCUGUUAAACCAAACAUGUAUGUGCGGCUUUACAUUUUAUUGUACAUUAAGCACGUGAUUAGGAAAAUCCGUUUUCUCCUCAAACCUCAGGACCUGUCUGAAGGGAAUUUUUUUUUUUUAAGCUCAAGUUGUGCAUGUAUUACUGAACUUUUUUUUUUUUCCUGCUUUUUUCCAUGAAAGAUACUUGCUUUGGUACGCUUAACUGAAAGUCAAAAGAAAGUGUUUCUCAUUGUCCCCCUUUUGUGCCUUUUUUAUUUUGCCAACCAUGUUUAUAGAAAGGACAUUAUUAAUGCCAGUUUAUGAAUUAAAAUACAGUAACCCCUUAUGAUACAAUGCUUACAAAAACUUUACAGUCUAAUUUGUCAUAAUUGUAAUAAGAUUAACAUAAAAUCAGCCGAGAAAAGGAAGCUUGUAUAUUAGCGGGAGUGCUUUUGGAGACUCUAUUUGAAUGUGAAAAAUGCAGUUGUAGUUGACAACUAUUGAGUUUGGUGUAUAUCAGCUCUUGAGUGUUAUGUCCACCCUAAUAUUGCAGGCAACCGUAAAUGGUCUCUAGGCCUUACUCUGUGACUGUACACUAUCCCCUGCUAGGAAAAAAGUAAUCGUAGUAAAGAACUGACAGACUUGAAAAAAGAAAACAUUUGAAUGCCUGUAAUGCCAUAGUGCCACUUUGAGAGAGGCUAACCUUAAAGCAUGAAUUUCCUGGCAGAAGCGUGUUCUGUAGGUGCUUCCUUUGAUUACUUUUUGUGAAUUUAUUAUGAAAAUGCUGCAGUGGUAUUGAUGAAAAAAGACCCAAAUUAUUGCCUAUAAAGAAAGAAAGCCAGUGUUGGGCUCUUAAUCUUGUUUCCCAUAUCCAGCCAGGAAAAAAGACAUCAGUGAAGGUAAAAUAUAUAUAUAUAUGUAUAUAAGAUAGAUAUACAUAUCUGUUUGUAUAGAUGUGUAUCUUGAUAGAUAAGUGCUAAUUACAUGUAUACAGUGCUUACCAAGUUUCUGAAAUACUUGGCAACUGAUUUUUUUUUUUAAGUCCAGAUAAAUACUAAUGCUAGUAUGACUGAAAACGAAUAGGAAAAAAUUGAAAUUAUUUUUCAUCAACAUUCAGAGCUGCUAUUUUACUACUUGGGGAAUGUGAAAUGAAAAUUAAACCCUGGAGGAUUUCUUUGUGUUUUCGUCCUUUCUCUUUUAGAAAAAAGUAAAAGCAUCCACUGUCACUGGGGAAAAAUUAUUGUGAAAUGUCAUCACCAGUGAGAGUCUUGAGCUCACUAGCAUUGUGACCUAGAGGAAUGGGUGUUGAGAAGCAUAUUUGCAGACUAGAUAUUUGCUUAUAUUUUUUCUUUUGUCUAGACCCUGAUUCAAGUGAUACACACAGACUUAAAGUACAAGCUUUCAGGGGCACAUACUGCUUUAAACGCAUUAUAUAACUUGCUGCCAGAACCACCUGUGUUAAAAAGAAACAAAACCACCUCCUUUCUAUAGCCAUUAAAACAGGGUUUACUGUUCUAACAAGUGUGUAUUUUAUUUUACAUUGCCACACAUCUGCUUAUUUAAAAAACAACAUCCCUUUGGUAAUAAUAGUUCCGUACAAGUAGAUACUCCAACUUGAUGUUUGUGUGUUCUAAUUCUAAGUGUUCUUUUAUUCCAGGUCUUAUAGAGCAGUUAAGGCUUCUGUAAAGGCAUUUUUUGAAAUAUAUUGUAAAAUAAUAAAAGGUAACAAUUAAAACUGAAUGGAUAUUGCAUUUUUGUGAUAGAAGCAUUAUGGGUUGCUCUUAAGCCUGUUUAUAUACGCAGUCUCCUAGUUUCCCACAGUUGUGUUACCUGACUCAUUUCCAUUCAUCUCCCAUUCAUCUCCUUCCCGACGCCACCCUCUUCUGUCCCCACGAUUAGCUGCUCCUGCACGUGUACUCAUUGUAGCAUUUAUCACAUAUUUUUGAAGUUGCCUGUGUACCGUGAAUCUCCCCUACUAAGCUCGUUGGGAACGCGAGAGCCUUCUUCACCAUUAACACUGUUAGCUGUCCUUUCUUUGUAGUAAGUGCUAGAAUAAUUUUUGGAAGAAUGAAAAGACUUUUUAAAAAAAUUGAUUAAAAUAAAUGGAUGGUACUUAUUUGUUGGGCAAGUAGGAAAAACAUAAGGUAUUUUUUUUUUUUUUCUGGGCAAGAGUUUAUUUCUGAUUUAUGGGUUAUUAUUUAGCAAAUGCCUUAAUUUAUUCUGCCAUUGGAUUUUUAUUUAAAAAAAAGUUGGAGGGUGUAAUCCUUGCUCCGUUGAAUGGAGUUAGGGUUAAUGUGUACUGUCCUGAUUCUUAACGAAUUGUUACAGGAGACUCUUAUAUACGAUAUAAAAAUAGCAGUGGUUUGGAUUUCCUGUUGUUUAACUUACUAGCUGUGUGACCUGAGGCAAAUAAUUUAAUCUCUGAACUUUUUCAUCCUUAGUAAAAUGGAGAUAAAGUUCUCUGCUUCGUGGGGUCAUUAUUAGGGUUCAGUGAAGUCAGUAGCGCUUUGAAAACCAGAACCUUAUGUGUAAAAUGGAAUUGUUGCUGGAAGUCUGACAGGGUUCUCUUUGGCCUUGACACUCAAGUGAUCCAUGAUACUUUUCUAAUCAUACUUCGACACUUCAUCUUCUAAGAACCAAUCAGAGAGUUGUUUUUUUUUUUUUUAAUUCAGUCCUCAGCUCUUUGAUUUCUAUCUUAAUUUUGUCUCUUGAAGAAUUUACCUGUUGUUAUCACUUACCUUUGUGUAAACGACUUUUAAAUCCCCUUUUUUAUGCUGUACCCUUCAAGUGCAAACUCUGUAAAUCUUUUUAUUUCUAGCGGAACCAAGCUCAUGGUAGGCAUGCAAUAAAUUUAACAAAACCACCUUUGUGCCAGGCACUGUGCCAAGUACUUUACAAAUAUCUAUUCAUUUAACCCUUAACAGCUAUGAGGUAGGUACUGUCAUGUCCUUAUUUUACAGAUGGGGGAGAUGAGAGAGAUUAAGUAACUCAUUAGUCCCAGGUUACACAGCCACUGUAUAGUGAAACCAGGACUCCAGCCCAGACAGCCUGACGCUCAGCCUGUGCGUUCUCACAAGGCAGCUUGCAGCUGAUGUCUCGUGGCUGUGCCUUUCCAUUUCUCCUGCCACCAUUUUAGUCUAGACCUUUCUGCCUGCUGCAUUUCAAGUGACUCAAUUCAGGUAUCUUACUAGCAAGCAAAAAGUCUGUGUCAACAAAGGUUAGAAAAGGUAGGAAAAGGCAAGAAAUAAGCCUGGACAGGUGACUAUAAGAAAACCCAGGGAGAGCCCAUGUUCUGUCUAAAUGGGCAUUGUUGGCUUUUAAGAAUGCAGGUCCAGAUUUUCAGUGCUGCUGGAUUUGUGGGCUCUUUCAGACCCUUAAAACACCGCCUGGGCCAGGUAGAUAGAACUUGUUUGUGGGCCAGAAAUUGGCUACCUGUAUAUGUCCGGUCUCAGCCCAUUCAAAUCUACCAGAUUAAUCUUAAUAGUAUUUUUAUCAGUUUCCACUCUGAAGUCUACAAAGGCCUGUAGGUUAAAGUCUGAACUACUUUGGCCUCAAAAAUGCCCUGAGAGUUGAGUCCCAAUCUAGUCUUCCAUAUGUUCU
Messenger RNA from Loxodonta africana (African savanna elephant), 4971 nucleotides. It is a transcript of the gene ARMC1, whose product is annotated as armadillo repeat containing 1. Gene Ontology annotation, molecular function: metal ion binding; protein binding. NCBI's taxonomy places the organism in Eukaryota, Metazoa, Chordata, Mammalia, Proboscidea, Elephantidae. Bases 278 to 1126 code for a protein of 282 amino acids. The transcript has 7 exons. The record is from RefSeq and is a predicted model, not a curated record.